UUUUAAAUAAAUUAUCAUGGGUAAAAAUAAACAAUCGCAGAGAACUAAAAAUAAUGCAAGGCCAUCAAAUAGUAGUAGAAGUGCAGAGCUUCUGGGAACUCCAAUGCCCAAAUUUGUUGGGUUUUCAGCUGUCAAGGAUGGUGGCUAUGUUCCUGUGCUUCCUGGAUUAACUCUUUGUAAUUUAAAUGAUAUUGAAAUGCAUAAUGUCAAUUCUGAUUUUCAAAUUGUCUUAAAAAAAAUGAAUAAGAAGGAUGCAACUACAAAAUACAAGGGUUUGCAAGAAUUUGCAACUAUGUGUCAAACAGCAGAAUUAUCAGCAGUCGAAGGAAUGUUACCUUUUUGGCCAAGAUUAUAUAGUGUUUUAGCUAUCGAUAUUGAACAUAAAGUAAGAGAAGCUGCACAAAUAGCUCAUGCUGCUGUAGUUAAACGAGUCGGUAAAGGUAUUGCAAUGUAUUUGAAACAAGUCGCUGGUCCUUGGUUUACUUCUCAAUAUGACACUUAUCCACCCGCUGCAUCGGCUGCGGCUAAUUCAUUUAAUGAAACUUUCCCGCAAAAUAAAAUAGUGGACGUAAUAAUCCAUUGUCAACAAGAAAUAUUAUCAUAUAUUUGUGAUAAUAUUAUAACCCAAACACCGCAGUCAUUGUCUAUACAUAAAACCUUAAGCGCCGAAGAAAUGGAAACAAAGUAUCAAAAAGUAUUGGUGGCAAGUUUACACAGUUACAGCUAUUAUUUUAAAAAAGUACCCAUUCAAGAAGUAGAGAAAACUAAAGAAAUUCAUCAGAAAAUUAUAAGCAAUGGUAAAUUUUGGAAAUUAACCAAGCACGAUGCUAUUCCUAUAAGAACAGCAGUUUUUACUGCGUUAACGUCAAUAAUAGAAAAUGCUGAUUUUUUAAUACAAAAUGAAAAGAAAAGAACGGUAACAGCCAUUAUGAACAGUUUGGAUGAAACGGAACCUGCGCUUUCUUCGGCAAUCUGGGAGUCUUUGCUUAUUGCUAUUAAUAAAAUACAAGAUUGGUAUAUAGUAGUUAGUAUCGAGAAGUUAGUGUUGCCAAAAUUAUGGCGAAUUUUACGUGGUGGUGGACAAUGUUGUGCGAGUGUCGUUUAUCCUAAUUUAUUGCCUUUCCUUAGUCAAUUUCCAAAAUUAAAUAUUGAUAAUACGACUUUGUACACGAAUUUCUUUGAGAAUAUGCGACAAGGUUUUUCGGCUAAGAGCGUCCAACUUAGUCGUUCCGAAAUGUUUGCAGUAACGGUUUCUUUUAUAGAGUGUUUACGAUAUGCAAUUUUAUUGAAUGUCAAUGAGGUUCCUUUGUGUGAGAAGCUUUUGAAAGAACAGCUAAUUCCUAUAAUAGAAAUGUGUUUAGUAGAAAAUGUAGUAAUGAAACAAAUUUUAUUUUGUGAAGUUAUCCAAUUGUUGAAAUAUUGGAGUAAAAAUCGUUGCAACGAAGAAUAUAAAUCAUACCCACUUUUAAUAAACAAAUUUUGGGCAGAACUUAAACAAUUAUAUGAAAAGCUCAUAAAUAUGAUGCAAACUUCCACUUCAACAUCUAUCGUACAUAUAAGUAAUUCUCUAAUAGAACUAUUACUUAACUUAAAAAAUCCCCCAAAUAGAAGACGACAAAAUUUAAAAGUAAACUUUGCUGAAUCUAAUCAGCUUACCGAAACUAAAUGUCAAAUAGAAAAAGUAGAAGUAGAAGUGGACAAAGUUUUUCAGGGAGAACUUUUUAAUUUUGUUAAUGAAUUUUGCGUAACAUGUUUUGAUAAAAUUAAUAGAGAGCACUUCAUGGAAUAUAUCGAAUAUCUUGACAGAAUAAUCACACAUUUUGAAUGUCAAGAACUUUUUAUAGCUCUUACAAAAUCAUUAAAACCGAACAUAAGUUUCUUUGAAUUUUAUAACGAAACUUUGAAAAAUUGGUUAACGCAGGCAUCGAACAAAGAGAAAUAUGUAGUAGAAAUAAUUUUCAAACUUGUUAAAUACAUGGAUGAUAUGGAUAAGGAUAAAGUUUUAAGUUCAUUAACUGAACUUGAGAAUGUCACUAUAGUUCGAAGUAUUACAGAGUGUAUUUUAUCGAGAUUUAAUAGAAAUGAUGUUACGGCAAAAAAAUGGUGUUCACAAUCUAACGUAACAAGUCUACUUAUAGAUGUAGCCAUGGAAAUAGCUUCUGAUAAUUAUUGUAUUGAUUUAGAAAGAAAUAAAAAUUUGAUUCUAUUGGCUUUUGAUAGAUCUAAGGAUUGUGAUCUUUUAAUAAAUGAAGAUACAGCUAAUCAAAUAAUAAAAAUCCUAUGCGAUUCAAUAUAUAAAAGAAACUACGUUUCCUUGGAAAAACUUGGAAAAUUAAUUUUACAACUUGUGCCGUUUCUGUGGAUUUACAAGAGACCGAUAUCUGGUUCUCUACAAUUAUUAAAAGCACUUUUUGUACUAUGUAUUCAAUAUCCCAGUUAUUAUGAUAUAAUUUCUAUCGAUGAUAUGCGAAAAGUUUGGAAAAAUAGUCUUGUAGCAUGCAGACGAAGUCUUAAUCAUUUAGGGUUUACCAUGUUUACUAAACAUAUUGCCAUUAUUACUUGGAACGAAAUAUACAAAACACACGAAGUAGACGUAAAGGAUUCGUUAGUAGAUGUAGUAACUGAUCUUUUUGAAGUAAUAAUUUAUAAUACAUUAGUGAAUACUAUCAGCGUGAAUUCGUACGAAAAAGAAGUCAUUUCUACAUUUUUAACAGAAUCAAAUAUAAGUACAUGGAUAGCUGAAGUUACUGGAAUAGUCAUUUAUGCAGAAGCAAUAACUGGACAUUUAUAUGUAUCGAAACCCGAACAAGAGAUACGUGCAUAUCACCAUACUACAAAAAUUAAUUUAACCGAUAACGUUUCGGCAGAUAACACUGAGAAUUGCCUUAUAUGGGCUUUGUUUGUAACUAAAUUAUUAAAUAAUAUUUAUUUAAGAUAUGAACAAAAUAUUAUGAAUGAAUUGAAAUAUGAAAUUAAAACGAAAAAUCAUACUGAGAUGCAAGGAUUUACGGAAAUAUUAAUAAAUAUCCUACAUUCUGUUACUUUAGGAUAUAUUUAUGUGAAUUAUUAUAAAUCUACUAAAUGUUACAAAAAUGUGGAUAAACUUUUGACAUCCGUAAAAAAUAAUUUGAAAAGUUUACAGAAACAUAUAACUAAAAAGGAACAUGAGGAAAUUCUUCAGUAUAUUCAAAAAUAUAAGUCUGAAUAUGGAAGUAUUUUACCAUAUAUUAUUAAUGUCUAUUUUAUGGAAUUAUGUGAGCAAACAGAUCUUUUGGAAUAUUGUAAAAUGUGUAAAAACAAUGGUAUAUUUCCAGAAAAAGAUUCAUCUAAUAAAGAAGCAUAUUUACAAGCAGUGCAGAUUACGUCUCAAUAUUUAGAUCUGGAAGAGAUUCAAGUAUCAACAGAUGAUCUUCUAAGUGUGUUAAUUGUAGGAAGAAAUAUACUAUCGACUCAAGAAAAUUCUUUAGUACACCUACCUAUUUUAGAAAGAAUUGUUAUUGAUCAGUCAAAGAAUUCAAAAUUGUUCCUUCUUGAUUGCGAUGUUAGCGAAGAGUCGUGGGAAAACGUAGCUUUAACUCUAGAAAUAAUAAGAUUUCUUACGGAAUUUAUUAUAAAAAAACAAACGGAUUUAACAUACGAAAAUUGGGAUUUUAUUCUGAUUUCUUUAUCAUCUUGGCAAGCUUCUGUAAAUAAAUCUAAACAUAAUUUCAAUGAUUUCAAGGUGAUAGCAUUAACAGUAGCUGUUAGUCAGCUUUUUUAUGAAGUUCAAAGCCUGAUGCAUAAACACGAAGUAAAACCUUUGAGUGAAUUACCACCUGAUAUUUUAGAUGAAUGGAAAGCUGUCUUUGCUAAAGACAUACAUAGAAGUAUUCUAAAAACUUGGAAGCUUCAUGCUGAAUCUUAUGUCGAAAAAAUGGGAGUUUUAAAACCGAUUAUUGCUUUAGAUUGUUUGGGUAGAACAAUAAAUUUACUUUAUGCUAAAGAACUUUUCAAAAAUGAUAGUGAGUCUACCGAAAGCAAUAAUUUAGAUGAAACGAUAAAAUUGUGUCUAAAACUUAUUCAGUCUCCAGCACCGUCUAUUCAAUUGGCUGCGUAUCAUUGUUUGAAACAUGCUAUUUCUGAGCUUGUAGAAAACGACAAAACGUCAAUGGAAGCGGAAUGCUUUCAUCCACUUGUUUUGAGUAUUAGGAAUUUCGAAGAAACACUUUUGAAUAUUCAAUAUAUCGUUAACACCAUGCUUAUAGAUUUCAAAUUAUGCGACACUAUUAGUUGUACUAUUCAGCCUUAUACAGAUUCUUACACAUAUACUUUGGGUUACUUAUUGCUGUGGGCUAUCGUUUUGGAUAUGUGUGCAAAUACACAUGGUGAUUUACGCUAUCAAUACGCUGAAAUAUUAAAGAAAGAUCUAUUUCCAUCCUUAUUGAAUAAUAUAUUCCGAUUAAUGCCAGUGGAAGUAUUGCAGGAUAACAAAAACAAAGCUGCAAAAUUAGUAGAAAUGUUUUCUACCGUACCAUCUAUGAGUUUUGGAGAAAGUUGGACCGAAUGGAGAUUAGAUCAUAUAGUGUGUUGGUUAUAUACAAAUACUUUGAGGCAUUUACCAGUAUUAGUGAGACAAUGGUGGAGUACAGCUGAUAGCAGAGUUAGCGUAGCAGUGGAUAGAAUAACAAUGCAUUAUGUCAGUCCUAUGUUAUGUCAAGAAGAACUUCUUAAUAACAGGCUAGUCAAUGUCGAAAACAUGCAAGUAAAAGUUCAUCCAACGGCUAGAGAAGUAGUAGCAUUAUAUCAAAUGGAUGAUACUGAAUUAGAACUUAGUAUCGUUCUACCACCAAACCAUCCAUUGGGUCCAGUAACCGUAGAACCAGGACAACAUGCAGGAGGUACUGCCAAUUGGAGAAAUUGUCAUAUGCAGUUAUCAAUAUUUCUUACUCAUCAAAAUGGUUCAAUUUGGGAUGGACUGAUAUCGUGGAAAAAGAAUUUGGAUAAGAAAUUUGCCGGUGUUGAGGAGUGUUAUAUAUGUUUCAGUAUCUUUCAUAUAAGUACUUAUCAAAUACCAAAAUUGUCUUGUCAUACUUGUCGCAAGAAAUUCCAUACACCAUGCCUGUACAAAUGGUUUAGUACGAGUCAGAAAUCAACAUGCCCGAUAUGUCGAAAUGUGUUUUAAUCCUAAGGAAUAAAGAUAAUUCUAAUCACAUAAUAAAAUGUUAUUAUUAU
Molecule: messenger RNA, 5211 nt
Organism: Polistes dominula (European paper wasp)
Lineage: Eukaryota; Metazoa; Arthropoda; Insecta; Hymenoptera; Vespidae
Gene: Ltn1
Product: E3 ubiquitin-protein ligase listerin
Biological process (GO): ribosome-associated ubiquitin-dependent protein catabolic process; rescue of stalled cytosolic ribosome
Cellular component (GO): RQC complex; cytosol
Molecular function (GO): ribosomal large subunit binding; ubiquitin protein ligase activity
Source: RefSeq, a predicted model, not a curated record